GAAAUGGAAUAUACUAGAUUAGGAAAUACAGGAUUAUUAAUUUCAAGAAUAUCUUUUGGAAAUAUGGUAAAUUUCGCUCCUGAAGAUGAAGAUAUUAACACUGAAAUUAUCAAAACUUGUUAUGAAGCAGGUGUUAAUUUCUUUGAUACUGCAGAAAUGUAUUCUAAAUUCCUAAAAUUUUAGAUAUGAAAAUGGAAAGGCAGAAGAAUAACUUGGAAGAUCAAUAAAAAAACUGAAUAUUCCUCGAGAAAAGAUUAUAGUAUCCGUAAAGAUUCUAGCUAAUCUUGAAGAAGGUGGGAAUCCAAUUAAUCGUUCGUUCACUUUAAAUAGAAAACAUGUAAUCGAAGGAGUUAAUGCAUCACUUAAAAGGCUUUAAUUAGAUUAUGCAGACAUAGCAUAUGCUCAUUUUUUAGAUUAAGAUAUAUCAGUUGAAGAAAUUUGUAGAGGAUUCAAUUAAAUUAUAGAAGAUGGAAAAGCUUUCUAUUGGGGAACUUCAAAUUGGAAACCUUCAAAAGUUUAAGAAGCUUUCAACUAUUGUGAUAAGCAUGGAUUAAUUAGACCUGUAGUUGAACAGUGCAUCUAUAAUAUGGUUAUUAGAAAUAUAGUAGAGAAAGAUUAUGCAGAUAUUUUUUCAUAAGGAUAUGGAUCCACAAUAUACAGCCCAUUAUAAGGAGGAUUAUUAACUGGAAAAUACAACAAUAAUCAAAUCCCAGAAGAUAGUAGAGCUGGUAAAGAUAAUGGUUGGUUAACUAAAGAUAAAUCUCAUGCUGUAUUUUUUGCAUAAUUUUGUACUUUUAUUUAUUUAAUCUUAAAGUGGGUAAUGAGGAUGCUUUGACAAAACUCAAAAAGUUAGGAGAUUUAGCUCAAUCACUUGGUUAUACUCAAACUUAAUUGUCAAUAGCUUGGGUCUUAUAUAAUAAAGAUGUCUCUACUGCUAUUGUUGGUGCCAAGACUGUCCAAUAAAUUAAAGAUUCAUUGAAAGCACUUGAAUUAUACAAAAAGUGGGAUUAAGAAUUAGAACAAAAGGUUGAAGCAAUCUUAUAAAAUAAACCAAAAUAAGAUUUUAAUUGGUAAACCGGUAAGCCUAUACCUGAUAGAAGAUGAUGAGAU
Molecule: messenger RNA, 1110 nt
Organism: Paramecium sonneborni
Lineage: Eukaryota; Ciliophora; Oligohymenophorea; Peniculida; Parameciidae
Source: the annotation of a GenBank genome assembly